Molecule: messenger RNA, 195 nt
Organism: Cetraspora pellucida
Lineage: Eukaryota; Fungi; Glomeromycota; Glomeromycetes; Diversisporales; Gigasporaceae
Source: the annotation of a GenBank genome assembly
AUGUGGAUACGUUUUGCACAUUUACAAUAUAAUGAUAAAUAUAAUCAGCAAAUUUUUAAAUCAAUUUUUAAUGAAUCUUUUAAUAAAGAAAAAUUAUUUUCUUUAUCAAAAGAACAUAUAAUGACAAAAGGAGAAAUUCAAAAAAUUAGACAAUAUUAUUCAACUGAAUUUGAUUUACCAUUAAAAAAUAUAGAG